GAGAACAUGGGUAAUUUAUUCUGCUGUGUACAAGUUGAUCAGUCCACAGUAGCUAUAAGGGAGAGAUUUGGAAAGUUUGUGGAAGUUCUUGAGCCAGGAUGUCAUUACCUGCCUUGGUUUCUUGGGCAUCAGGUUGCUGGCCAUCUCUCUCUUCGUUUGCAGCAAUUGGACGUGCGCUGCGAGACCAAGACAAAGGACAACGUAUUUGUUAAUGUCGUUGCAUCUAUUCAAUAUCGUGCUCUAGCAAACAAAGCAGAUGAUGCUUUCUACAAACUCAGCAACACAAGGUCUCAAAUCCAGGCCUAUGUCUUUGAUGUGAUUAGAGCUAGUGUUCCAAAGCUGAAUCUGGAUGCUGCUUUUGAGCAAAAGAAUGAAAUUGCAAAAGCGGUGGAAGAUGAGCUCGAAAAAGCUAUGUCUGCUUAUGGUUAUGAGAUUGUACAAACGCUCAUUGUUGACAUAGAACCAGAUGACCAUGUGAAACGGGCAAUGAAUGAAAUCAAUGCUGCUGCAAGAAUGAGGGUGGCAGCUAAUGAAAAGGCAGAAGCUGAGAAGAUUUUGCAAAUUAAACGAGCUGAGGGUGAGGCUGAGUCAAAGUAUCUCAGCGGGCUGGGUAUAGCUCGCCAGCGUCAAGCGAUUGUAGAUGGUUUGAGAGAUAGUGUGCUGGGGUUUUCCGUCAAUGUUCCAGGGACGACCUCAAAGGAUGUCAUGGACAUGGUCCUUGUCACACAGUAUUUUGACACCAUGAAGGAAAUUGGCGCUGCCUCUAAAUCCUCUGCCGUGUUUAUUCCCCAUGGACCUGGUGCUGUACGCGAUGUUGCUUCUCAGAUUCGUGAUGGACUUCUUCAGGGUUCUCACCAGUAGAAGGGUUCUUCUACAAGCUUUUUGUUGCUCAUCUGCAGGAACUUCUUUUGGGUCAUUGCGGCGUGCUUUAUUUGUUUUUAGUUUUCUUUUUG
This is a messenger RNA of Pyrus x bretschneideri (Chinese white pear), 953 nucleotides long. RefSeq names its product hypersensitive-induced response protein 1. Bases 7 to 861 code for a protein of 284 amino acids. The record is from RefSeq and is a predicted model, not a curated record. Lineage: Eukaryota; Viridiplantae; Streptophyta; Magnoliopsida; Rosales; Rosaceae. The transcript is spliced from 5 exons.